AUGCAGCCCACAGCCACCAUGGCUACGGCCGCCGCCGCCGCCGCCACCACCACCACCACCACGGUUGCCCUGACCACGACGUGGGACAACGCCACGGAUCGCCCCACAGCAGAGCCGGACCCAGUCCUGGACAACUAUCUGCUCCUGAUGGUGGUGAUGGCGCUCUUUGUCGGGGGUGCCCUCGUGGUGCUGUCGGGUGCACUGCUGCUCUGCAGGCGCUGCUGGGAGGUGCACCGACGCCUCCACAGAGCCCCAGAGGAAGCAGAGAAGACCACCACCACCUACCUGGACAACGGUGCCCACCCUGCCCAAGACCCCGAGUUCAGGGGGGAGGAUCCGGAGGGUCAGGACACCGAGACCCAGCGCUUCUUGUCCACCAGCUCCACCGGCCGCCGGGUGUCCUUCAAUGAAGCAGCCCUGUUUGAGCAGAGUCGGAAAGCGCAGGACAAGGGCCGCCGGUACACCCUGACGGAGGGGGACUUCCACCACCUGAAGAAUGCCCGCCUCACCCAUCUGCACCUGCCGCCCCUCAAGAUCGUCACCAUUCACGAGUGCGACUCCGGCGAGGCCAGUGCAACUGCCACACCACACCCCACGGUUGCCCCCAAGGCCAGCCUUGCCAUAUUCCAGCCCCCGGGGAAGGCCCUCACCGGCCGCUCCGUGGGCCCUAGCUCCGCCCUGCCAGGUGACCCCUACAACUCAGCCGUGGGCCCUGCCAACUUCAGGAUCAGCCCCUCAGCCUCCAGUGACUCCGGGGAAGGCAGCUCGCUGGACACUGGGGCCAGGAGCGCCAAGCCUGGUGCACAGGGGGCCGCAGCAGGGCCUGGGGAUGUGGGCCCAGGCUCUGGGGCAGGCCCCGUCCUGCAGUUCUUCACCCGCCUGAGGCGUCAUGCUAGCCUGGACGGGGCCAGCCCCUAUUUCAAGGUCAAGAAAUGGAAACUGGAGCCCAGCCAGCGGGCAUCCAGUCUGGACACAAGAGGUUCCCCCAAGCGACACCACUUCCAGCGGCAGCGGGCGGCCAGCGAGAGCAUGGAGCAGGAGGAAGGGGAUGCCCCCCACGUGGACUUCAUCCAGUAUAUUGCCAGCGCGGGCGACACCAUGGUCUUCCCAAGCCCCCGCCCCUUUCUGGCCAGCCCCACCAGCCCGCCCCCCAGUCUCGGCAGGCUAGAAGCAGCUGAGGAGGUGGGCGCCGCAGGAGGAGCGAGCCCUGAGUCCCCCCUGGAGCGCGGCAUCAUCGCAGGGCCUGAACAGCUACAAGACUCAGAUGGAGAGCGAGACGCGGGGCUCGAGCAGGCCCCGACCAUCUACCGCGAUAUCUGGAGUUUGCGUGCCUCACUCGAGCUGCAUGCGGCUGCCUCCUCAGACCACAGCAGCAGCGGCAACGACCGUGACUCGGUGCGCAGUGGCGACAGCUCGGGCUCGGGCUCCGGGGGCGCCGCACCCGCCUUUCCACUGCCCUCGCCGCCGCCUACACCCGUGCCGCGGCCGGCGGAUGGAGAGACGGGCGGACCGCGCAAGCUGCUGCAGAUGGACAGCGGCUAUGCCAGCAUCGAAGGCCGCGGCGCGGGGGAUGAUGGGCCCCCCAGUGAGCCUGAGAAGCGCUCCUCCUUUACGAGUGCAGGCCGCGAGGCCACCGUGGGCUGCAGCUUCGAGAGCUCUGCUCCAGAGACACCCGUCCGUCCCCGCAGCCCGCGUGCUUGGCCUCGCCGUGCCCCGCGCCGCGACUACAGCAUCGAUGAGAAGACAGAUGCGCUGUUCCACGAGUUUCUACGCCACGACCCGCACUUCGACGACGCCCCGUCUGCCACAGCGCGCCAUAGGGCGCGCGCGCACCCCCACCCCCAUGCACGCAAACAGUGGCAGCAGCGUGGCCGGCAGCACAGCGACCCUGGAGCACGCGCUGCGCCCCCCACCCCAUCCACAGCCCAAUCUGGUGCCCCCCGCCCCGCACGCGCACCCCUGCGCCGCGGAGACAGUGUCGACUGCCCGCCCGACGGCAGAGCAGGCGACGACCCAGCCACAUCCUCCAUCCCCGUCAUCGAGGAGGAGCCCGGUGGUGGAUGCCCGGGGUCCGGCCUGUGUGCCGGGCCCCCGGGUGCGCUGCUGGACAAGCUGGCGGCCACCUUCGACGACAGGCUCUUUCCGCCGCGGCCUGCCCAGCCGGUCGCCGUGGCACCUGCCUUGGCCACGGCCGCGCCCACGUCCCCUGACCACAGCCCGGUCUAA
Molecule: messenger RNA, 2226 nt
Organism: Rangifer tarandus platyrhynchus (Svalbard reindeer)
Lineage: Eukaryota; Metazoa; Chordata; Mammalia; Artiodactyla; Cervidae
Source: the annotation of a GenBank genome assembly